Anisakis simplex (herring worm) is the source of this 480-nucleotide messenger RNA. NCBI's taxonomy places the organism in Eukaryota, Metazoa, Nematoda, Chromadorea, Rhabditida, Anisakidae. The record is from the annotation of a GenBank genome assembly.
AUGUUUAAAAAAUGGGAUGAAUUAAAAUAUUUGUGGCGGUUAUCGAAAAUUGACCUCUUAAUAUGGGUGAUCGCGUUCACGUCUACUGUAUUUAUUGGUGUGAUUUAUGGUCUGGCGAUAUCGAUGGCUUUUGCCUUAGUGAGCGUCGUUGUCAGAACGUAUAUGCCGUCAAGGUUUGAUAGCACUGUGAACGAUAAUCGUGCUGUGAUCAAAACAGUAGAAUUGGAUUGCUCUCAGAAAGAUACUUCUUGGCAUACAGCUUCUGAUACGAUAUACUAUCGCUUUUCGUUUGCACUGUCGUUCGCAACUGUGGACAAAUUCAAAGAUUCUUUCCAGAAAACUUACGUUCAGUGGUCAGAAUUACGAGCGACCAGGGUCGAUAGUGUGGAACAACUGGAUAGUAUUUAUUUGGUGUUUGAUUUUGAGGCGAUGAAAUUCAUUGAUACAUCAGGGAUCAGUUCCAUUAAAGAGGUGAUUUAA